This is a messenger RNA of Amphimedon queenslandica, 792 nucleotides long. Its product is annotated as zinc finger BED domain-containing protein 1-like. The record is from RefSeq and is a predicted model, not a curated record. The transcript is spliced from 2 exons. Lineage: Eukaryota; Metazoa; Porifera; Demospongiae; Haplosclerida; Niphatidae. Bases 1 to 792 code for a protein of 263 amino acids.
AUGGCUUCUACAACUCCCACAUCCCCCGAAGCCAUAUCUGAAGCCACUUCCACUGGCACUACAGAUACAUCACCGUCUCCCUCUCAGGCUGAACUGUUAGGUGCUGCCGCCAUCUUGACUCUUCCGAGCCCAGAAAUUUCACUCAGGCAUCUACAAGUUGACAAGACACUGACUGACAUGAUCGUAGUCAAUUUACUCCCAGUUAGCAUAGUGAAAGAUAGAGGAUUUAGGCAAUUCUUAAAAGUUAUUGAUCAGAAGUAUACCCCUACCAGUCAACACACGAUCAUGCGUGAGAGUCUUUCGCGUCUUUACCAAUCUAAAAAAGAAGAAUUAAUCAACAAAAUGGAAGAAAUAUCUUGGUGCUCUUUUACUACUGACUUAUGGACCUCUAACACCACCAUGGGGUACAUUACAGUAACAUGCCAUUUUAUAAAUGUAAAUUGGGAGAUGGAAUCAUCAGUACUAACAACAGCUCAUGUGCCAGAGUCUCAUACCAGCGAAUAUCUUGCAACAGAGCUAAGGAGGAUAGCAGAUGAUUCGAAAAUAUCCACCAAAAUUCACUGCGGCAUAACAGAUGGUGCCAGCAAUAUCAAAGGCAAAGUGAGGAUAAACCAGUGGAAUAAUUUAGUGUGUUUUGCUCAUACCCUCAACCUGGUUGUUACAUGUGCAACUGAAAAAAUUAAUGAAGUUCGAGAAAUUAUUGAUCAAGUGAAAAAUGUCGUGAGCUUUUUCCAUAAAAGCACCAAAGCAUCAGAAAAGCUGAGACAAAUUCAGACCACCUUUUUGCUAUAA